This is a messenger RNA of Malus domestica (apple), 7034 nucleotides long. NCBI's taxonomy places the organism in Eukaryota, Viridiplantae, Streptophyta, Magnoliopsida, Rosales, Rosaceae. The record is from RefSeq and is a predicted model, not a curated record.
AAUUCUCCUUCGGUUUCCGUCACCACUAAUUGCUCUCUCACUUUCUCCCACGCCUCAUUUACUGUUUCAUUUCUUAUCCAAAUCACCUGUGGAAAUUGGUUCCCUUAAAAACCCCUUCUAGAAUUAAUUACCUCUGGAAAUUUUUUGGCCUUUAAAACUUCUCGAUCGGUUCCGACUGGAUUGGGUUUUCAAUUUCGUGAGAGUGGAUUUGUUAGCUCCAGUUUGAACCAGAGCCUUUGCAUGGAACCAGAGCCUUUCCAUGCUCGAGCUCCACAGGUAUGGCACCGCUCUUUUACAUGUUUUUGCUUUGAUUCGAGUUUUUUCCAAGGCUGACGUGGCGAUUCUCUAUGAGGAUUGCAAUGGGAGAGUUUUGAACUCCUCCUCACAAGAGAAAGCCCAAUAACUUUAUGUUUCAGAGAAUAAUGAAGGACCUAAGAGAGCUUUAUUUGGAAGUAGAAGUCAAGAAGUCAAUCAAAUGCUUUGCUGAAACAUCCAAUAAGAAGAAUAAAAUAACUCUGAGCCAUUGGAGAGAGGACUUGCGGAGGACAUUGAGAAUGUAUAUAAGCUACAGUGUUCGUUUCUGCAAUGCAGUUCGAUUUUGCCUCUUCUGGACUCUUCUACUUCAUUUUUGUCUCUCUGGGAAGGGAAAGGUCUGGAUGUACUCCUGUUCUCCUCUCUCUCUCUCCGUCUGUGUUUGCGCAUGGCUAUCAGGUUUUCUUGGACGACAGCAGAUACCUGCAGCGAAAGAAAUCUCACCCUGCGGCACCGCCUCUCACGGAACCACCGCCGCCACCAUCUUUCGGCUCGAAUUUUGUGGGUUCUGAAGAGCAGCAGCGACAUGCAAAUAUGUGCCUGAUCUUCCACUGGAGCAUCCAAAUUUUACAGUUGUGUAUCAAAUGACAGCAACCUUUACAAAUUCAAAAUUUGAAGCCAAGAUACCACCGUCCAUAUACUUGCAACCCAAAUAUUGUUAAAAACGAAGAAACAAUGUAAAAAUCCAAAUUUUACAUUUGGUUAUAGCUUUUGUGUAAACGGAGCUUCCACUGAGCUCUUAGUUCUGGAGAGUGCUCUGUGGAAACAGCAAUGCAAGGGCAGGAUCUGAUCGGUAGCACUCAAACAGGGGAUCUUAGGGCUGUGCAAAAUGGUGUACAAAAUUGCACGAGUUGGAAUUGUGAAACCAAGUCAACUCUCACUUAGAAGGGUUAACGAUUCACAAGCAUGAAAAUUCAAGCUCGGGCGGUACCCCCAUUUCAAGGCAAAUGAGACCAUUCGACGAUGCGCAAAGGCUUUGGGCGGAAUUGCUCCUAUAUUCGUCAUUGGAUGAAGAAUGGCGGAAGGAAGAAAGGGCUACAUAACUCCUUGGUCGCUCUUCUUCUUCUUCUUCUUCUUCCUGGAUAUUGGAUGAUGAGCCCCAAAUCAUCCACCGCACCCUAAAACCCUAGUAAAGGGCUAAGGAAAAGUUGGAUUUUGAAUUUGGAAUCGGCCAUCCCCAAAAUCAUAUCCACCCAAAACCCUAAAAAAAACCCCUUUCCUUUUCCUUGAAAGUGGCAGAUUCAGCUGAUUCUCACAAGAUUACAGGUGCAAGCGUGAUAGAAUAUGAGAUUGCUUGUGCCCAAUCUGAAGGUAACCACUACGCUUUCGACACACCGAGACAAGUAACUGUCUUCUUUGAAGACGGAAAAGCAGUGGAGUCUACCUUGGUGCCAUACUCAACAAAACUAAAAAAAAUGGCCGCGAGACACUUCUGAAACAGCUCCGGCUUGGCACAUCAAAACCUGCUCAUUAACGAAUGUUCUCCACCUACAAACAGCCUGCUUAUCAACUUUUGAGGUGAGGGUUUCUAUUCCUUUAGUUUCAUUCUGUAGAAUAUUGCAUUCGGUAUGAGAAGCUAGAAGCUAGGUGAACACAAAAUCACUGAAAAAAUAGCCAAACCAUUAAACUAAAACAGUAUCUGGUACUCUUUCAGGGUAUGCAUGGAAUCCAAACAAUACCCUCAAGAGUUAAUAAGUCUUCACAAAUUCAUCCGUUUGAAGCUAGGUUCACACAAAGGGAAAAAUAGACAAAUCAUUAAAACUAAACAACACCUUUAACUCUUUCAAGUAUACAUGAAUCCAAAGAAACUCCCAAGAUUUUUAAGUCUUUACAAAUUCACCUGCUAUGAGAAGCUAGAAGCUGGGUGUACACAUAAAAUCACUAGAACAAUGGACAAACCAUAAAAACAAAUCCUGAUGCAUGCUUUGUUCAGAGUAUUUCCUACACUUUCUUGAUCCUUAAGGUUGCAUGUAUACGACUCAGUAAACCGGGAAAACACGUGUUUCUCUCCUCGUUGAUCUUGUCGAGCUCUCCAUCCUUGACAUAGUGGACAUAAACAUUUUGUAUUACUCGGAUCAAAUCCUAAACACUAUUCCCAUUUAAUUUCUCGUUUCUCUUUUUGUGUUAAUUUUUUUAACUUAUCUAGAUAACCAUUUAUGAUUAUGUUGGUGUCCCAAUUUCUGAAUUCUUCAAAAUCAGGGCCUUUAAUUUUCGUAUCAAAACAAGGACCAUUGAGCCUUGUUUUGUGCUUCUUUGAUUGGUGAAAAUCAAAGUAACAUUUGAGCUUGUUGAACUCACUCUUCAAAGUUGGGUGAUCGAUGAGUAUAGAGACAAACCUGUCAUAACUAGGAAACAAAUUAAAUUUUCAGGUAUAAGAAUAAUAUACCAAAUAAUUUAAUUGAACAACUAAUCAAUCAUUUGGAAGUGCUUUCAAAUGAAUAAAAGUGCUUUUAGAGAAAAUGUUUUUGGGUUCCAAAAGCACUUUCCUAGAUUGUUUCCAAAAACAUUUCCACAAAAAGCGUUUUUGGUCAUUUUAAAAGCAUUUCUAAACAAGCCUAAACUUGUUUACUUACUCCCACGAGUAAGCCUGCCCACCAUUUUUGAAGCAAUUGAGAAAUUAUGUCCUAUCCACUAUCGUCAGUGGGAAUUUAUCAAUGAUAAAUUCGUCAAAAUCUGACAAGUCUUGAAACCUUUGCGUGUGGCUGUCAUUCCUGUCCUUAAUGUUAAAAAUCAUCACAUCAUCGCCUAAGAUCGCAUAACUGGAUGCUUUCUUUAAUCCCCACGAAUCUAAUCCUUGUUGUGCAUGUAUUAUAUUGUCUUGAGUGUCUUUCUACACAAGUAAGCAACUUUAAUAAGUUCCACGUACACGUAUAGUCACACGCACGCACGCACAAAGAAACACAUGAACGCUUACUAACGAACAUUUUCCACCUACAAUCAGUGGACAAACAGAAACAAUUGCACCGACCUGUGGUGGAGAAUGCUCGUUAGUAAGUGUUCAUGUGUUUCUUUGUGUGUGCGUGUGUGUGACUAUACGUGUACGUGGAACUUAUUAAAGUUGCUUACUUGUGUAGGAAGACACUUAUGACGAUACAGUAUAUGCACAACAAGGAUCAGAUUCAUAGGGAAUUAAAGAAAGUAUCCAACUAUGUGAUCUUAGGCGAUGAUGUGAUGAUUUUUAACAUUAAGAGUGGGAAUGACGGCCAUACGCAAAGGUUUCAAGACUUGUCAGAUUUGGGUGAAUUUAUCACUGAUAAAUUCCCACUGACGAUAGUGGAUAGGACACAACUUCUCAAUUGCUUCACAAAUGGUGGGCAAACUUACUUGUGGAAGUAAGUAAACAAGUUUAGGCUUGUUUGGAAGUGCUUUUAAAAUGACCAAAAACGUUUUUUGUGGAAAUUUUUUGGAAACAAUACAGGAAAAGCACUUCAAGUGUUUUUGGAACCCGAAAAGAUUUUCUAUAAAAGCACUUUUAUUCAUUUGAAAACUUAAUCUUAUACCUGAAAACUUAAUCUGUUUCCUAGUUAUGAUAGGUUUGUCUCUAUGCUCAUCGAUCACCCAACUUUGAAGAGUGAGUUCAGUAGGCUCAAAUGUUACUUUGAUUUUCACCAAUCAAAGAAGCACAAAACAAGGCUCAAUGGUCCUUGUUUUGAUACGAAAAUUAGAGGCCUUGAUUUUGAAGAAUUCAGAAAUUGGGACACCAAGAUAGUCAUAGAUGGUUAUCUGGAUAAGUCAAAAAAAUUUACACAAAAAGAGAAAUGAGAAAAAUUAAAUGGGAAUAGCGUUGAGGAUUUGAUCCGAGUAAUACGAAAUGUUUAUGUCCAUUACGUCAAGGAUGAAGAGCUCGACAAGAUCAAUGAGAAGAUAAACACGUGCUUUCCCGGUUUACUGAGUCGUAUACAUGCAACCUUAAGGAUCAAGAAGGUAGAGGAAAUACUCUGAACAAAGCAUGCAUUAGGUGUUGUUUUUAUGGUUUGUCUGUUCUAGCGAUUUUAUGUGUACACCUAGCUUCUCAUAGCAGGGGAAUUUGUAAAGACUUAAAAUCUUGGGAGUUUCUUUGGUUUUAAUGAUUUGUCUAUUUUUCUCGUGAAUUUGUGUGAACCUAGCUUCUAACAUCUCAUAGCGGGUGAAUUUGUGAAGACUUAUUAACUCUUGAGGGUAUUGUUUGGAUUCCAUACAUACCCUGAAAGAGUAUCAUGUGAUGUUUUAGUUUUAAUGGUUUGGUUAUUUUUUCAAUGAUUUUGUGUUCACCUAGCUUCUAGUUCCUCAUAGUGGAUGCAAUAUUCUACAGAAUAUAACUAAAGGAAUAGAAACCCUCACCUCGAAAAUUGAAACCGAGCUUUGUCCAGUCUUGCUACAUUAACUUGUGUGAUGAACUGAAUGCCAUUAACUGCAGUUUAAAAAGAAGAAAGAUCAACGAGCACGUUCACAAGUAGGAGGGAGUUCCGUAUUUGAUUUGAGAUUUUUCACACAAAGGAGAGAGAGUAUAGUAACAAGUGAAAUAAGGUGCAACAAGUAGACAAACAUGAAUUAGGAACAAAGAAAUUUCAUGGACCCAAUCCAUCGAAUUUGACGAGCUAAAUAAGAAGAGGGUAGGUAUGGAGCACCCUACAAGGACGAGGCGGUGUUGGCUGGGCAAUGUUGGAAUUGGAUACAAUCACUCUCCCGUCUCUGAUUCAUCCGAUUUCUUUCUAACACAGUUGAACUUCUGAUCGGAUUUUCUUCCACUCUCUUUCAGAUGACUUCCCAGACAGCAACAAGCCUGCCCAUGGAGGAGGAGAGCCCUACAACAUCUGUGUUAAUGCUGAUGAACUUUAUUCCUCGCCCUUCAGAGCAGCCUUAUAUGAGUUGAAAAUCAACCAAGCAGGAGAAGUUUUGGGAGGAGAAACAUGUAGGCCACUUGAACCUGUUCACUGGUUCUUCGAUCCAAAAAAAUCAUCUGAGUUCCCAGUCCCAGUCCCCGAUUAUAUUAUAUUGGACGGUGUGAGGUACGGCAGCCCCUCCAAGCUUUACCAUCUUACUGAUCCAGCAUCCUUCCCCCUUAUAACAAAUCCAUCGUUUGAGUGUUAUAAUCCCAAGGACAUUUGGGAGCCUCUCAAUCCUUUUCCAAAAUAUGGUCAGAAAACGGGACCUUCCUAUGUGGAGUUAUGGGCUCGACUGUUUGUUACGGUUGUAUUUUCUAAUUUCAUUGUAUGACUUUGGACCAUCUGAGUUCGUGCUUUUUUCACAUUGCCAGUGAAACAUGGCACCCAGUUUACGUACCUACAGUUGAUGAUGAUAUGACUGGUACUAAGCCUUAUCCUUCUUUUGUGGGGAGGGCUGUCGUCGUAAACGAUGUUAUCUACGCCGCAUCUACAGUGAGCGGGGUUAUCAUAUCUUCUCUCUUGGGAUGGAUUCAGAUCCUAGUGGUCGCAUUCUCUUUACCGUAAAGAAUCUAUUCAAGUUUCCGGAGUUCACAAGUUUCCUUGAGUUGGACAACACUGUAACAGAGUCUUUGGUUCAUUUGGGGGAAUUAAGAUUUUGUCUCCUGCAAACUUUCUUUUGCAGCAGGGGCAGGGGAUUUCAACCUCUGUGGAUCACAACAUUAGAAAUUGUCAAUGACGGUUCAGGGGAAAGGUGUAUCAAGACUUUAUGUUCUGUUGGUCGUGACAUUGAUAUUCAGAUUUCUGGUGGAUUCGAACUUGGUUACUGCUUCACACCACAAUUUAAGGAUCUUGAACCCGAAGAAGACAACAAAUUUCAGGCAGCGAUGGUACAGUGGGCAGCCAGACGGAGAGGCAAAACGAAGGAAAAUAAUAAGUUCAUCAGACAAUUUGAUGAAUUUGAACUCAGUGGAGACAAGAAAGUGCAGCUAAAGCUGGUACAGCAGUGGUUAGCCAGAGAGAGAAGCAAAAUGAAGGAAAAGAAUUCCAAUAGUAAGCCUGAGGUUUUGGAAGCCAAUGCCGGAGAAACUAACAAGUUGGCUAAGAAUUUUGGAUCCAAAGAAGAAGAGACUGACAAGUCGACGGAAGAUGUUAUACAUAAAGAAGAUGAGACUGAUGAGUUGGCCAAGGAUUUUGCACCCAAAGAAGGGACUGACAAGCUGGAUAAGAAAAGGGCGGAAGUUUCACAGGGUGCAGCCAAGAAGAGAAGGAAAAGGAAUAAAAAGAAGAAACUGGCUGGUAGAACUGGAGCAAGCAUCGCGCUUCUGUCUUUUUUGUCAGGUUUGUACAUGGGAGCCGCAAACUUGCCAGGUCUGGUGUCGAGAAGUGUGAUGGACGGGCUCGUCUCAAGGUUUACAAGUCUGCUGCCAAGAAGAGUAAUAGGCUGGCUCUCAGCAUAAGCAUCCAAGUGAUUCGGAAGACCUCUAAUACAAUGUUGUGCUUUUCUGGGUUUUCGAUGGGUCGCGCUAACAUUUUCGUCGUGCAACUCUGUCUCUUGCACGUUCUUAAUCUGUUGGGUUGCGAACAUCAUCGUGUCGAUGUUUAUUGCUUUGCCUUGGACCACAAGCAAUAGAUGGAGAACGUGAUUAAGAACGUCGACACGACGAUGUUCGUAACCCCUAUUGCUUUAGUGUCGAUUUUCAUUGUCGUGAGCUGAUUUUCAUACGUUGUUUUAAAAGGAAAUUUGGAUUUGAUGUAAGUUAAGAACAGCAGGGAAUGAAAAUUAAAUUAGUUUUGGUUUUAUUUGUCUUUUGGAUCUCGAUGGCAAUUUCGUAAAUUAAGUGAAGAUGUGUUAACGGA